AUGUUCCUUCCUCCCAACUCGAUUCAUCAUUUUGCGAAACGUCUUUCCAUUGUUCUUCUUCUAGUUUCAGUUUUGUUCUUGUGGACACCAUACAUUCAUUCUCAACAACAACCACUCGUCACACUUUCGAAUGGAGCAAUAUUACAGGGAAAACUCACCGAGAACAAUCAAGUGAAAGCGUUUCUCGGUAUUCGAUAUGCGUCGGAUACAUCUGGAGCGAAUCGAUGGCAAUUACCUCAGCCCUAUCAUAUCCAGCGAAUAUUACUCCACUCGGCACGAUGUUCAGAAUUUUGGUAA
Molecule: messenger RNA, 297 nt
Organism: Naegleria lovaniensis
Lineage: Eukaryota; Heterolobosea; Eutetramitea; Acrasida; Naegleriidae
Exons: 1
Coding region: 1-297 (98 amino acids)
Source: RefSeq, a predicted model, not a curated record